Messenger RNA from Alligator sinensis (Chinese alligator), 6206 nucleotides. It is a transcript of the gene NEXMIF, whose product is annotated as neurite extension and migration factor. Gene Ontology annotation, biological process: negative regulation of cell-cell adhesion mediated by cadherin; negative regulation of cell-matrix adhesion; negative regulation of neuron migration. The coding region runs from base 873 to 5393 and encodes 1506 amino acids. Lineage: Eukaryota; Metazoa; Chordata; Crocodylia; Alligatoridae. The transcript is spliced from 9 exons. The record is from RefSeq and is a predicted model, not a curated record. Gene Ontology annotation, cellular component: nucleus.
AUCUCAUACAAUAUGAAUCUGAUACUAUCAAUAAUUUAAUUGAAUCAAGAUGUUACAACUGGUGAAGGACAAAGCUAAGACCUGAGUCUACAGCUUUAACCAUACAAGCUUCCAAGUCCUGAUAGGCUUCUCCUUAGAAUAAGACCACCCCAGCAACCUGAUAUUGCAGAGUACCUUCAACUGCCCUUGCGAUCAGGUCCUUGAUGCUGAAUACCUCUGCCAAACAGAAGCCCCCACUACUCUUCUUGACUUCGGAUGAGAAAUAAUCAUCAAUCUCAUUUAUGAGGUUGAAAUAAUACAAAAGCCGGAUUUUAAUGAUACCUCAAGGAGAUUGGACCUCAUGCAAACCUGGCUACCUGACCCAUGGAAAAAGCCAGGUUUACCUUUUAUCUAACAAUUUGGAAGCAGGAGGAAGGCAGGCGAAUCUGGAAAGGAUUCUGAGCUGGUUUGCAGGAUCCUUGAAUGGAUAGUGGGUGUGUUCACGCCCUCAAUCCCUCUGCCUGCACAAGAGAUAUAUAAUGUCUGAAAUUCAGUCUCCUUUAUCAUCAAGUGCAAAUCUUUCUACUCUUCACCUACCCAAAGACCAAAUUUGGAAAAUAUAACCCAAAGGGAGGCCCACAUCUCACACACAGCAGAGACAGCGGAAUGGUGUUGGAAUAUUUAAGGCUAAACUUGCAUGUUCACAGAGCAGCGAGCUGCCUUAACACGAGAAAUUCCUUGCCCAGGAGAGCAUUCCAUCACCUCAUCCUCCUGCGAAAUAUGAAACAACAUAACCAGAAGGAAGCAUAAUUCAACAUCCUGCUUGCCAGCAGUCAACUUUGAGGUUGGCCAGAUGCAGUGGGGCAUGGAAUGAACAAAGAGAGGUUAAAUUGAUGGAUGACCAACAAGAUAAGGAUUGUGCCUCAGAAGACCAAGAAACUAUCCUGAUUAAUGGGGUGAAGGAAAAUGCAUCACAUGACCCAGACAGUGAUGAGAAGCCUUGCACUGCUGCAGAUGCUGCGGUUACAUUUUCAGCCUUGACAAUAGCUCAGAAGGAAAAUCAAGCGUGCCACCGAGUGCUGCCUCCUUUGACUUUAAAGAAGCCCUGUUUGUUGAGCCCUCCUUCUCCUCUGAGACUCACUGAUGUACCUGAGCACGCUUCAGAUGACUCCUCCGCGCACGCCAUUUCUCUUACAUCUUGUGUUACAAAGGGCAUGAGCUCCUGGUCUCUGCCAGGCGAUUGUGAGAAGGCUCCAUUCACAAUUAUGGAGCCUGGAGGCAUGUCAGCUCUGACUGGUGACUGCUUGAUGCAGCCGAGCCGGACCUGUCUGGGCUGCUUUAUUGAAUCAAAGGACGGCAUUGAUGCAGAGCCGGGAAUAAGCUUGAAAGUGGGUGAUAUAAAUAGGGAUUAUGACACCUGUUCAGUCUCUGAUAUAGGGAUUCACUGCAUGAGCACAGGAGAAACCAUGAGAUACGGAGAUCAACUGCUUUCAGACCAGCUUUUAAGCUUCCCUAUGCAUAAAUCGAGGGCAGCAGACAAAAGAGAUGCGGAAAAAUCUGACAGUGAUUCAGAGGACCCCACUCAGAAAAAUUAUUACGAGGGAUUACUAUUGGACAAAUGCAACGGCGAGGAACCUUUACUAACAAAUCCCAACCAGGAAUGGGGCUAUUUUGAAUCUUUCAUUAGUGAAAGUAAAAUUGAGCUGCUUGACCUUUGCUCCAAAAAUGAGCUUUCUGUAAAUCUGUUUUCUGAGGAAGAUGUGGAUAAUUACAUGUUUGAUGAUGAUGAUUCAACCUUGGGAAGUGAUGUCUGCUCCUUAAAGAUUAGAUAUGAAUCUUUCCAGGACAAUGUGAGGGAGAAAACCAACGCCCUGCAAGAGGAUGCCCAGUUCAAUUUCUUCCCCAGUGUGUUUGGCAACUGCACUAAAAGGGACAGCAGGAGUGCCCUGAAGAGAGGGGCUGGCUGUGGCACUGACCCUUCCCAGUUCAAAACUGAAGAGGGCAUCAUCUGGGGAGAAGAAGACGAGGAUGGGGAGGAGGAAGAUGGGGAAGAGGAGGAGAAAGCUGCCUUAAAUAAAUCUUGCAACAGUACAGAGGUGGUGCAGUACAUAGGCCCCAAAAGAAGCCACUUCUUGGACUCUGUGAAUUCCACAGAGGACUCUGGGGAGUUCAGUGAUGACAGCACCUGCACAGAGUCCUCGUACGAUGUGCUGCGGGAUAUAAAGGACUGUAGCAGGUACCUGUCCAGGGAACAUUCCACGUCCUUCAUUCAGCAGAACUAUGGGCUGCGGGCAAAAAGGAAAGUGCGCUACAGCGAUGACUACCUGUAUGACGUGGAUUCCAUCGAGAACGAGAAAAAUCUGGACAAGAAAGAGUGGGCUCCUGGUGGGCCCAAAGAAGAGGAUGAUGAUGAGUGGUGCCCAAAGAAAAGGCGGAAAGUUUCUCGCAAGGAGCCGCCAGUGAUCAUAAAGUACAUCAUCAUUAACAGGUUUAAAGGGGAGAAGCAUAUGCUGGUGAAGCUCAGUAAAGUCGAUGCCAAUGAGACAACAGUUACCCUAAAUGAGGAACUGCUCAGUAAAUAUGAAAAACUGGCCCCUUUGAAAGGCUUCUGGCAAGAGAGGCAGCAAAGCCGGCUGGAUUUUCUUAGAUCAUCUCUCUAUCACAAACAGAAUUUCUAUUUAAAUGGCUCAGAUGCUUCAUUCCUUCCUCACCCAAGAAAGCGAAAAUGCAAACUAGCAAACCGGCAUAGGAUUCAAAGAAUUAAAGCCAUUGAGCAAUCAGUGAACAAGCUGGGCUCUUGCUCCUCUGAUCAGAAGCAGCCUUGCAGCAGUAAAGAGGAUGCAGGCCUGAAAGGGAUGCAAGCAUUAGCCAUAGCUACCCCCGGCUGUGCAAACGGAUUACAUUUGAAUGACAUCACAGGCAUUGCCUCAGUGAAGUGCAAAUCGCAGGAAAGGGAAUAUAAGGGGACAGAGAGGAAAGUGCUACGCAGAAUCAAAUUCAAAAGUGAAGCCAGGUUGAAAUGCAAGAAAAUCAAAGCAGCCGCCAGUACAGCGGAGGUCUCCCCCGCUUUGGAGAAUCAGGACUCUGCAGCUAGUUUGAAGGAUGAGACUAUUCCUUGUGCUUCAGAUGGCUCCCAUCUUUCUGAGUGCCAUGAAGAUAAGGCUAAUAAAAAUUCGACAUUUCUAACAUCCACCUGUUCUGCAGACAAGCCUCUGCCAUCUGCAAAUAUCACCACCAAUGUACCCCUGAUCCCCGGAGGGUAUCUACAGACUUUGCUAGAUGCUUCGGAUUUGUCGAGUAACACUGGUAUCUCAUACUUCACCCAGCAUCCCUCGGAGCAGUCGCAUUCGCUCCCCAGCAUCAUUCAGGCAGAAAAGCAGUUCUCUGCUCUGCAGCCUGCCCAGAGCUGCGUGCUGUCCCCGCCUUCAGAAUCUGAGCUGCAACAGUCUCCCGGCCACUUAGAAAUCGAGCAGGGCAACUUCAGCACCAUGUGGCCGGCAAACAAGACCACCGGGGGCAACCAUCAGGAAUUUGCAAGUGACAUGAGGGAGGCGUCUGUGCUGUCAAAUGAGUUUGGUGGCUCCGCAGGUGCAGACAACCUCCCAGCCUCUGGAUAUAGUCAAGUAAAUCUGAAUAGCAGCAAAUUGCUAUACCAAAAAAAUUAUAUGCCAGAUAACCAACAAGUGCAGUCUGAUGAUUCUUAUCAGUCAUGUCAUUUUAAUAAUGGAGAGGGGCGCUUUCAUUUCCAGCGAGGUACACUAAGUACAGAUGAUGGCAGACUCAUUAGUUUUGAUUCAGUGGGCUCAUUGUCAGUUAGUUCUAGCAAUUACAGUUCUUUAAGUUUAAAAUCUUGUGAAAAGGAUGGCGAAGAUGAUAUUAAUGAUGAUUUCUUGGCCCACUGCAGUCCCAAGCUAGUGAUCCAGCAAAGCAUAGAUGAAAUAACCCCUUUGAAAGAGUCCACAGACCUUUUAGACAUCUCCAACUUCACACCCGAUAAGUUCCGUCAGUCAUCACUUUCGGAGAUGUCUCCUCCAGACACUCCCAACCUUUCCCCUCAGAUAACUGGGUCAGACAGCAAACCACUAAGCAAUCUGAAAGGUUUCCAGGAGAGCACCCAGACAGCACUAAGCAAUUCUGAUAAGGUCAAGUGGAACUGUGGGGUCCUUCAGACCCAAGAUCAGGCAGAUAAUGGGUUUUCUUUAAAUAAUCAUCAAUUUCAGUUCCAUAUGUUCAACGACGAAGAUUCUGUCAGCCUCCUUGAAAAAAGUCCAUGCUUGUCAACAUUUAAUGAGCCAUCUGGUCAAAUUAGCACCAAUAGCAAAGUGUCAAAAUCUAAGAGGAAAAGUUCAUCCAGCAAGAAUAUGGGUACAAACCAAAGCUCUUCCCAGAAAAACACUAGGAAAAAAUCUCCCAAAGCCAACAAAGGAACUGAUAAACCGCAAGGUAAAAACUCCAGGCAGGCUCCCAAAUCAACAAGAAAAGGGAAAAAUGCAGCAGGAGUCAAUGGUGAAAAAGCUCAAGCAGUUGGCAGCAGGGCAGUCAAUCAGUUAAAUAAUACAGCCUCAACAACAAAGGCACUUGCUGACUGCAUUCAGCACUGCAGCCCAACCUCUGUAAAGAUAGGGAAGCAUAAUGGACUAUCUGGUGAAUGGUCACUGGGAAAAGACAAUAGUACAGGCUGGUCUGAAACUAGUAUAGGAAACACUAACAACCUCCUUGAUGAUGAUCAAAGGGAAUUUGAGGAACCUUCCAAUAUUUUGUCUAAUAUUGCAUCUGGAAUGGCAGAUGUUCAGAGAUUUAUGAUGGCCUCAAUUGAACCGUUGUGGGGGCCUGUGGGUCAUAACAGUGUCCCAGAUAUAUUCCGGUCGCCUGAAUCUAACAGCCUGAAAUUGAAAACUCUUAAAAUUUUGGCAGGGACAUCACAGGAGUCCAAGAAAAAGGUGAAUGGUAAUUCUCCGGGAACUGCAAAGAAUCACAAGUCAAGCAACAAGGGCUCAAGCAAAAAUAAUGGCAAAGCCACAACCUGUGAUCCCAAUCGCCCCAAUUGUUCAACUGGGUAUAAUACAGACAUUCACACUCCCUUUUUUGAUAAAAGCUAUAGUAACCUGAGCACUUUAGGCAAUAAUGGACCUACCCAUAAAAAGCUGUACCGUCAUAAAUCAAGUUCUAAAUCACUGAGGGAUGAGAACUGUAAAGUAAAGCGAACAGACCGUGAACAGACCCAUAAGGACCCAUCUGUGACAGCUUCUUUUGAAAAACUGAGGGAAUCAGACUUCAUUCUUCUUAAGGCAGAAACAACAUUUUUGGUUUUUCCUGUGUUUGAAGAAGAGACUCCUUUUUCUAGAAAGACGUUUGAUGUUUGUUUUUUUUGUUUUUUGUUUGUUUCUUUCAAAAUAUGCCUUGUGGUAUGUUGAAAUGUAAGUGCUGAAAUGAAGAGUUUGAAAUUGUGGGAAUUUAUUAUUUGAAAGCAAACCUAAUCUGGUAUUCUCUGUGAAAGACUGUUUUAAAAGUCAUACUGUUGUACAGUAGUUUAUGCACUAUUGCCCACAACAACAAAAAAUUGUGCCAAACUAUGAACAAGUGACUGUAUUGUACAUAUUUUUACUUCUCUAUCAACAUUGGGUUGUGAGUGUUUUCUGCAGCUAUGCCUUUUGGUUUUACUAUAAACAUUCCAGUGAUUAUGUAUUAACCACCCCUAUGAAAGCACCUGUAACUCACAAUGAAAUGAUGUUCACUUAUACAACUACCAAAAGUUUUAUGGACAUGACUAAAAGUGUGCCAAAUUUACUUACCUCAUUUCAUGGAUUCACCCUGCGGUUUAAAGCUCACAAAGGAAAAAAAAAAGGAACUUUAAAACUGAUGCUGGGAAAAUGUAAUCUCCUCUCUUUAGAAACAUAAGCAGAAAAAACCCCCAUAAUGAUGAAAUUUUGAGUUUCAUUAUAGGUGAGAGUUGAAAUGUUGGAGGAAUUCAGAAAAUCACUCAAGGUAAGUUUGACAGGAACUCAAACUGCAUUUACAGACUGCAAAACAGCUGCUUUUCAAGUGUCUGUUUUCUUAAAGCAAAAUCUGUAGCUGAAGAUCAUUUGAAGUGCAAAGUUGUAUUGCUGAUACUUUGUAUCUCAGUUUUAUAUAUUUUAUAAUAACCUGGGAUAAAUUCUAAAAUAGUUAUAAAAUCAAAACUAAUACAUUUCAUAUAUUUCUUGCUGUUUAUUUUUAUUUACGUAAUU